AUUUAAAAAUAUUUAUCAGGAAUUAUGUAAAUAUGAAUCAAAAUUUAAUUCAUCAUUUUAUUUAAAAAGCAUAAAUGUGAUUAUUAAAAAAUUUGGAUAUUCUGUCUAUUUGAAAAAUGGAAUCGAAAAUGAAUAAAGAAAGUGAUCAAAAUGUGGCAUCAUCAAGUAGUAACAGCAAUCGAUCUCGAUCAAAAGAUGGUACACAGCGGUCACGUAACAUUCGAUUACCAACACCACCGCCGGAUCCAACCGCGAUAAAUAAUGAUAAUACCCAAAGCUCACAGCAGAAUGUCAACGAGCCAUCAACUCCUCAAAUUGAUUUUGACGAUGCUAUGAAUAAAGAGAGCGAACUAUUAGAAUAUAUAUUAUCGAUAUCCUCACAAAAAUCACCAACGACAUCCGAAGGUGAUGGAAAACAACCACCGUUAUUACGAACAAAUUCAUUAUUUUCUCAAGUCAUCGCAGCUGAUGAGGCAUUCGAUCAUCUUGACAAACUUUACAAGCUAAUGGAACAAUUAUUGAAUUUACGUGAACAAAAUUCCAAAUUACAGAAACGUGUACGAGACUUGGAACAUUUAAAAAAGUUACAAGAUAUGAAUUUAAAAAUAAAUUUUAAUCCAGACGAUAAAAUCAUUUUACAAGAUUUAGAAGCUGACCCUGGAUAUGCUGAAAGUUUAUUAGAUAACAUAUUAGCAGCCGGGCGGAAUGCUAGCCAGAAACGUAACUCCAAAUAUAAGCCGGCAAGGCUGCGCCAAUCAAUUUUGGGACGACCUCAAGAGCGCAGUUGUAGUGUGGCAAUGGAUGAUAGUUACUCCCCAUAUCAUAAUAAUAUGUUUACAUAUUCCGAUGGUAACAUUUAUUCGACGAACAAAUCACCGUCAUGUGUAUCGAAACCAGCAAAAGUAUCUAAGUGGAAAAAGGUUAAAGCAGCAUUUAAAUGGGAAAAAGCUAGUUCAACUGUCGGAGGUGGUCAUUUGCCCGUGGCCAAAUCCCAAGAUAGUGGCUUAGGCUUGCCAAUAAUAAAUAAUGAAGUUGCAAAAUAUUUACGUGUUCCAUCUAUAACGGCAGCUGGACAUAGUGGUGGAAGUUCUGGUGGGGGUGUUAGUCCUGCUGAUUCUGUGUUAAGUGGUCAAAGUUCGCCCGGAGGUAUUCGUACAUCUGGAAAAGAUUUGUCUAUAUCUGUACCAGAAACACCGGCAUCUUUAUCGUCAGCGUCGUCGAUGGAAGAUAUUCAAAAUCAUGAAGUCGAUAAAUCACAAAAGGAUAUUUCAAUAGAAAAGCCAAACCGUCAAAGGUUUUCAACAUGCUCUGAUGAAGAAAGUCUUCAAGAUCAACGUAGAAGUAAAUCUUUUGAUGAGGAUACAAUUCUUGGAAAGGAUGAAGAUAAUAUAUAUUACACAAAACAUUGGAAUUAUAAAAUGCAUAAGACACCUUGGGGUAAAGUUAAAGAUAUUAUACAAACACGCAAAGACAGUUUGAAAAAAUCGCGAGUACGAAUUAAUUCAAAGGCAAUAGAUGACAAUAACAUGAAUUCAGAACAUGGUGUUUCACCUAAUCGCACACAUCGACGUAGUGACAGUAAUAUUGAUGUUUGUUCAUUUUCAAGUGAAGAAUUUCCUGAUGUAUUUGAAUCACCACCCGCUGAUCCAGUAACCAUGAAUUUCGAUUCCAUUCAAAGAAGAAGUUCGACAAAUGUAUCGAAUGAUAAUCCAGUAAACAUCGUUCAAAAUUUGCAAACCAAACGACAAAUGCCUUCAUUGACAGUAACAAUUUCAAAUUCAGAGGUAGAUAAUUCAAUUAAAACUUCUGAAAUUUCCUCUACCAGUGACAAAAAGAAUAAUUUACCACCAGAAGUUGUGCAAAGAUAUCAAGAUAUUAUACGCGCAGAAAAAAUCCGACCAUCAUACAGGCAUAAUUCACGUUGGCAUCGUGUGAAAAAAGCAUUUUUGAAUAAAAACCUUGAUAAUACGUUCAGAAAUGUUGAAUAUAAAUCGUUAUCAACUCCUGCAAGUCCUACCAGAAAUUCUUCCUUUUUCUCUGAAGAUUCUGAUGGUAAUAGUGCGUUAAAAGAGUAUCUCACUUAUCACUCUUCUCGAAAUAAAUCACCUCAAUCAAUAUCAAGCCAACGGCACCUACAAGAAGAAAUUCAAAAAAAUUAUGAAGAAUUACAAAAUAAAUUAAGUUUAGAAUUUCAAGAGAAAAUGUUAGAAUGGGAACGUUUAAAAGCAGCCACAACCAGUAGUUGCUCAUCCCAAAAUCAAAAUGUUUAUGCAACUGCAACAUCUACUGUAAAUGAUUUAGAAGAUUCGCAAGCUACUACUGAAUUAGAUAGUACAAGAAAAGCAGAAGAUUGUGACAGAAUAAAACCUCGAUCACCAAACACUUCCAAAUUUAAAGAAAAUUCUACAUCACCAAUCACAAGCAGUGAUAAUUUAUCAGCUGAAUUUAAGAAAAAAUUACAAGAAUGGCAAAGAAUUAAAAAGGAACAGUCUACAGGACAAUCUACGCCAACAAAUCUGCAACAUAGCGCGUCUACGAAGAAAAGAAUUACCGAUAAUUUUCAAUUUUUCAAGGCAGGUGCGACAGCCACACCACGGGUAGAUGAUUCUAAAACAUUUCGUUAUCCAGAUACAAAGCAAUUAAGUGAAGAUUUCUUAAAAAAAUUGGAAGAAUGGAAACAUAUGAAAGCAACCAACACUGUACCAUCAUAUUCUGGUUAUCGAGAGGAAGAUGAUGACAAUUUAAAACAUUACGCUGAUGCAAAACCUUCUAGCCCAGGAUUCAAACGAAAAGAAACAUCAUUAGGAUUAAAAUCACCACGGCAAAGUGCAAAAAAAUCAAAAUUCCAUGAACAUAAGGAAUUGCAUAUUUUGGAGAAAGAAAUCCAAAAAAUUGAGAGAGAAAAGCAGAGACUUGAAAGAGAAAGGGAAAAAUAUUUAGAGAGAGAAGAGAGACUUGCAAAACUACGUCGGUCAAUUGGUGGACAUCAAGCGAAAAAAGAAGUUCUGGUUCAAACAUCUACUGGUUUCUUCCGUUUCCAAGGGAUUUCCCGUAAAUUUACCCAACGUUUAUAUGAAUGGGAGAAAGCAAGAGGAAUUGGUCCUGAAGAAUCAACAUUAACUUUACUAAGCCCUAGUUACAAAUCUAUCCUUCCUCGGUCAAAUACAAGAAAAGCUGAAGACAUAAAUCAGUCACAAUCUCAAGGACGGCUGGUACGGUCAAAAUCAAUGGACAGUGUAGCAAAUUUAACGUCAAAUCAAAUGACUACAUCCAUAACUCAUCAACCGUCCAGUUUAUCUUUGAAUGACAUGGAAGAAUUGGAAGCGGAAUGUUUAGCGGAAGCUCAUGUUGAUUCAAUACCUGAUCAUUUACCAGAUAUCGAUACUUUUGAAGAACCCGAAGCUGUAAUUGUUGAUGUAGAAGCUGUUGAAGAAGAAACUGCAGCUCCGUUAGAAGAAAAUAUUGCAAUUCCAGUGUGUGUUACCCAUACUCCAGUUUAUCGUUAUGAACAGCAACAAGAUGAUAGACUUUGUGAGGGUGAAGAAUGUCUUGCACCAAAAGUUCAAGGAGGUGAUUCAACUAAAACUCAAUCUAGUUACCAUUUAAUAGAAGAAAAUAUAACAUUAUUGAAUAAAUUGAAAGAUAAGGAAGAAAUUUGCAAACAGCUUGAAUCGGACAUUGAGGAUAUUGAAGGCGAAAUGAAUGAUAUAGAAAAAACUCACAAUGAAUUAGAAAAAUUAGAUUCGGAUUCUGAAAGUGCGAAGAAAAAACAAAGUAAACUUCAGGAAUUGGAACGUAAAAAAAGAAGACUUCGAAAUGAAGGUGUAAAUUUGCAUAACUCUUUCACUGAACACAAGGCUCAGCAAACUUUAAUAGCCCAACAUCUGGUUGGUUCAAUGCGACGUUUACAAGAAAUUAAUACAUCAGUAGCAUUGAAUGUUCCAAAAAAAGAAAUAAGUAGCUCUAAUCAGCAGUUAAUGGACGUUACUGAAAUGGUUCAAGAUUUAUCUUCAGAAUUAUUACUCUUGGCUGAAAAAUUACAAUCAUUCCUAAAUCAACGUAACAAUGAAAACGUAAAAACUAAACAUCAUACAGGUAAAAAAUUAACACGUGAAAAACAAUGGCGAUCUGUUGAUUUAUCCACAGAAUCAACAACAAUUACUCGUAAAACACGUGAAAAUAGCGCAGAUGCCUCAGAAUUAGCAAAUUUGUUAACGAAUAAAAUCCUGGAAUUGAAACGAGGUCUGAGUUAUAUUUGUGCAGCUUCAGAUCUAACCGCACCGCGGCCGAAUAAAAAAACUGUUAAAAGAAAGAAAUACAACUCAACAUCCAACGAAACCUUAAGUACUAACAAAGAUAAAAUUCUGAUUGAAAAAAGUGAUUCGGUUCCAAAUGUAACACUAUCUCGAAAAUGUGAUUCCAAAAAUGAUGACAUUAAAGUAAAAACUGAAGUAAAACGUAAAACACGUACUCGAUCGAAAAAUGAUUUGAAAUAUAGUGAAAGUGAUGACGAUAAUUUCGAUGAAAAUACUAAAAAAUUGAAUCGACUGCACAAAUCACAUAAAAAAUCACCGGAUGAAAGUACUUCAAGUAAUAAGUCGUUGGGAAACUUAAAUCAUAAUAUAAACGAAACGGUUACUAUUAAAAAUGUAUUGGUUGAUACAAAUCCACAAUUUGUAAAAUACGAAAAUAAUUUCCGAUCAAAUUCGCCAGUAGAUGUCUUAGUUAAAACAACAAAAACUGUUUUUCUACCCGACGAUUCAAAUUUUGAAACCAAAGAAUCGACUAAUGAGCCAGAUAUUCAAACUUUACGUUACACAAAUGAAAAUGGACCAAGUACCUCGCAUAUAUGUAAAAAAGACGUUCAAGAAGAUACUAGUUUUCCAAUGAAAAAGGACAUGUCUCCAAUUCAUUCUCCAACUUCAUUGCUUCAAAGACGACUGUUCAAAUCUCGUACCUGUUCACUAGCAUGUGAUGAGAAUUCACCUUCUACCUCAAACAAGCAGGAUUUAGACAAUAAUGCUACCGAAAAUAUAACCGACCAGCCUAGAAAUUUGCUACGGAAAACACUUAGUUCUGAUGCAGUUGCUUCCAGUUUACCACCUUUACCACAUUCUCCAACACCUUUAAGACGAGAUCGAGGUUUAACAAAAGAAACUGCACCAAGUAUACGUUUAAUGAUUGCGCGAUACAAUCAACGGCUCUAUGAACAAGACGGAGGUAAAUCACCCGGGGGUAGUAGUGGGUCAGGUUCUCCUGUUGCGUGGCGAUCUCCAGUAUUAGAACGAAGAGUGCGAGCACAAACGGAAAAAUAUCAAGAAGAAAUCAAGCGUGUUUUACAACAAGGUAGUUGGAAAAAGAAUGAAAUUACGAAAUCAGCAAGUGUGGGUUUUAUUCAAACAACUGUAGUACCGCCUAAAAAACCUCAAACUUCAAUGGAAGCUUUUGUGAAAAUAUCUGAAAUACCAGAUACUCCACCAUCUCAAAGAAAAUUGAGAGGAAUUUUAAAAUCUUCAAGUGCUGGGUCACUAAAAAUAGAUAACCAAGCCAAAGAAAUAAUUUCAAAUAAUUCUAGACUAACAGAACUCUCGAAAAAUGAUGAUAAAAAGCCAGAAAAAAAGUUGGACGAAGAUCCAAUUCCAGUUGACAAACCAGAAAACAUGGCUAAAGCGACAAUGCAUGUGAGAUCACUGAGUGUAACAAAUACUCCUCCAAAAAUUGUUCGAAAAUACGAUAUGCGUUCAGUUUCACCAAAAGUUCAAAUAUCUUCUUCCCCCGAAUCAACACAAAAUAGUCCUAAUUCACUGCGUGCCUUAAAAAUCCAACGCGCCAAAGAAGAUUUUUUGGCUCGACAAAUAUCUAGCCCGGAAUUCAGUUCACCUAAAUCAGAAUCUUGUCUUGACGAGGAGAGUAAAAAACAAAACAGGUGCCAUUUUGAUGUAAAUUAUGUUACAGUGCCUCAUAGAUUAAGUCAGGUAAGUUGUGGAAGUGAAUCGAGUUGUGAUAACUCAAAGCCAGAUGGGUAUUUAAUAAAAUCAGCCAGUGCUGGUAUGAUAAACAUUGAUGCAAAUACAUAUCGUCAGCUAGCUGCAUCAGAAAUGCAUUCACAAGGCUAUGUUUCGUUGCCACGCUCAAAUCGUAGCCAUAAAGAUAUUUUGGGUGGUAAAUUUGGUAUAUCCAGUAUAACUUCGAAAUUUCGUAAAGUUAAAAUGAGACGACACAAGGAUAAAGAAGGCAGUAAAUUAAAUACGAUAUCAAUGUUAUGCCGGCAAAGUUUAUUUGUUGAUAUAAAUGAUAACUCCGGCGAAUUACUAAAUAAUACAAAUAAUAUACCGUCAACUAACCAAGAUUAUCCUCCAGUAGAAAGAGCGCGUAGUAAGAGUACUUCUAGUUCACCAGCAUUUCAACGUCAUUUAUCUGAUAGUAAUAAAAGUUCGAGUACAAGUGGGGCGAAAUCAAAAAUUUUCAAAUCAAAGCAAUAAAAAGUGUUCCAAAAGAAUUUUGAUAGUUUUUAAUAGAAAAAUGCAUUUUAUUCAAUAAUAAAAAAAUCAUUUACUUCUAGAAAUGUUGUAUUGACCUAGUAGAAGGUUGAAUUUUGACUUAUUUUCUGAUGCUUAAAUUGGAUUAACAUGGAUCUUUCGUUCCAACCAUCCCGAAAGUAUGAGUGAAAGAUGAAAUUAGAUUAUUAUAAAUUACAAAAUGAAAUAAUUUUUUACAAUGAUGAGGAUAA
Molecule: messenger RNA, 6730 nt
Organism: Chrysoperla carnea
Lineage: Eukaryota; Metazoa; Arthropoda; Insecta; Neuroptera; Chrysopidae
Exons: 12
Coding region: 117-6482 (2121 amino acids)
Source: RefSeq, a predicted model, not a curated record